Cercopithifilaria johnstoni is the source of this 1506-nucleotide messenger RNA. The record is from the annotation of a GenBank genome assembly. Lineage: Eukaryota; Metazoa; Nematoda; Chromadorea; Rhabditida; Onchocercidae.
AUGCGGUGUCAUUAUGAUGUAUUGGAGAUUGAUUGUGAUGCCGAUGAUGAUACGAUCAAAAAGUCCUAUCGAAAGUUGGCUCUUAAAUGGCAUCCUGAUAAAAAUCCAAACAGUGUGGAAGAAUGUACUAGGUACUUUGCGCUAAUACAGCAAGCGUACGACAUUUUAAGUGAUCCACAUGAAAGAGCUUGGUAUGAUCGACAUAGAGAAAGCAUUUUAAAAGGAGGUAUUGGCGAGUAUUAUAAAGACAAUAGUCUUAAUUUAUUCCCUUAUUUUACAUCAACGUGCUAUUCCGGUUUUGAUACCAAUGAUAAGAAUUUUUAUGCUGUAUAUAGACAAGUCUUCGAAACCUUAGCGUCCGAAGAUUAUGAAUUCUUGGACAGAAAACCUCAGCCAUAUCCAAGCUUCGGUGAUGAGAACAGCACCUAUGACGAUGUAGUUGGCUUGUUUUACGCAUUCUGGGGAAGUUUCUGUACUGUCCGAUCAUUUGCAUGGGUAGAUAAAUUUGAUAUACGUGAUGCUACAAAUCAUCGUGUUGCUAGGGCAAUAGAGAAAGAAAACAAGAAAUUGAGAGAAGCGAGCAAACGGGAAAGAAACGAAGAAAUUCGGGCUUUGGUUGCAUUCAUACGAAAGCGAGAUCCACGGGUUCAUGCACACAAGAAAGAAUUAAAGGAGAAGCGGUUGGAGCAAGAAAGAAAGACGGAGGAAAAUAGAAAACUGAAGAUUUUAGAACAGUUAAGUCAGACUGGUGAAUACAAGGAAUCGGAAGAGGUGCGACAAUCGCAGCUGGAGAAUCUACGUGAAAUUGAGGAAGCUUUGGAUGCCGAAUUCGGAGGAAGUAAUGGCGAAAGUGAAGCAGAAUUCCACGAAGAAUUGCACUUUUAUUGUGUGUUUUGUGAAAAAGCAUUCAAAACUGAAAAGGCAAUGAGCAACCACAAAAGAUCUAAAAAACAUAAGGAUACAGUUGCCUUGUUAAAAAAGCAUAUAAAGGAGGAUGAUGUCUGCUUGUUAAUAACUGAUGAAAAAGACACGGAGAAUGAGGAAACCGAGACAGGUAAAAAGAAAUCAAAAAAGCAAAAACAGAGGGGACGGAGAAAAGUUGAAUAUGAUUCGGAUAAAGCCGACGAUGAUGAUGAAAGUAAACCAGGCACAUCGGAUAAUGAAACGAAUGAAAUAUUCUCUAAAAAUGGUACUGAGGGGCAUGGAGAGGAAUGUAUUACGAACUCUGAUGAGACAAAUAUAUUCUUGAAAGUGUCCGGGGAAGCUUCAAAAGUGUCGCGACUUGAUAAUAAAGCUCGAAGGCGCAAAGAAAGAGCAGGAAUUGCUAAAAGUAAUGCAACGGAAGAUACAAAUCCAAAAAAAAGUACAUGUGAUUGCUGUGGUAAAUUUUUUGAAUCUCGGACAAAAUUAUUUGUUCAUUUAAGGGAAUCCGGGCACGAAACACCAAAAACACUUCCUGCUGCGACUUCAACGAAAGUUAAGAUUAAUAGAAUUAGAAAAAAAUGA